AUGGAAAACCCCUGGAGGAGGAAGAGGAGGACGCAGGCGGUGAGAUGGAAGCUGCUGAAGAGCUCGUUGCUGCUUUGUUUAUUCACUGGUAAGCUUUCAGUCUAUUGUUAAAAGCACUUUUCCCUGUUUAAGCUCUUAAAUGACUAGAUGUUAUGUCUUUUUUUUCAUGUUUGACCUGGAUGUGGAUCUUUAAACGGUGAAAUUUUGCAGGUAAACUUGCUUGGAUCAUGUAAACAGCAAAUAAAACUCACUGAUAUUCACUUUAUUUCAAACCUUGUUGUAUUAACGCUCAAUUCAAGUUUAAUUUCCUUCAAACUGAGCACCCAAACUCCUGUAAACCCUCAUAUCAGCAGUACAGUUCUGUGGAUAAGAGGCUAGGGAAACUACAAAUUAGUUGCUGGAUGUGGUGUGUGUGUCUGUGUGUGAAAACUGGUGGGGUUUAGUAGUUGGGGGUGAGAGGACAUGGUUGCUAUUGUCUCCCAGCGUGUGGAGAGACAGGAGCCAGGACCUCUGUGGACCACCCAGACAGAGCAACACCAGAAGUCUUGCUGCUGCUGGGACCUCCUGGAGGCAUUCACAUAUGCAGGGGGGGGGUGUAGUGUUUAAUUAAAAAGGUGGGCAGACUAUGACCUCUGUAAUGACACACACAUCCGUCAAAACUUUAAAAGCAUGUUUUUUUGUUAUUUAAGUACACUGGAGUGAGAUUGUGAUGACAUUUCUGGUGAGAAAUGGUGUGCACAAUCCAUUUUUCCUGCAAGUUUUGUGGGUAAGCAUCCUCCAGCAGUAAUUAGAAGAAAGGCGCUCUGCUUUUUUUUCUGAAAUUUUCUCAUGAACCCAUGUCUGGAAAUCUGCUCACAUGCCUCCAGGCGCACAUCAUUUGAGCAUGAGUGAUAGCUGAGAGAAAGCAGAACUUGCUCAGAGCUUUUUUUUUUUUUUAACUUUGUUUUGUACUUUGGAGACUCCAAAACCUUCUCAAUGACCAACAAACUCAGGAGGGGAAAGCCCUUCAGAUAACAGAGCGUCAUGCGGUAGCAGCAGCAGGUUGAGGCGAGUACACAGAGCGGAGCAGCUGUGUGUACAAUUCUUUUGAAUCCGGAGGCUUUGUGCGGGAAAUGAAGGUUGAACGUCUGGAAGGAUGACAUUAAUCAUGUGCACAAAAGUGUGUAAUUUAUCCUGCAAACCUCAUUUUAGCACCUGACAUGAAUGAACAUGUUGGAUGUACAGUUAAUAUGCCUGAUCGUGGAUGGUGUCUGUAUCUAUUUGCCCCCAAAACAACCAAAUGUCAGUCACACUUCGAUCAGUUUUAAUUAAACAUGCACCGAUUGGCGAUUUUGGGGGAUCAGUGAUCGGUAAAUCCUUACACAUAAAACUGAUUUUAACCACCGAUCUAAUCUACCUCAGCAAAGGUCUGAAAGUCAGCUGUUGUAGCUUUUUUCUUUGCAAGAAUGACAGGCCCGCCAGUUUAGUUUGUCCUCUAGAUUAUUUUUUUACUAACUUCCUCAAACCUUGUGAUUUCAUUUAUUUGUAAAAGCAAAAUAUUCUUGUGCAUUUUAUUUUGGUAAGAGGCACAAAACAGGCCUGCAGUGUGACCUGUUGUGCAAGUAUUUUUAAUUUUUUAAAUGUGGAAAAUAAAAGACUAAAGGAAUUGAUAUAAUUUAGUAGUUUUGACAGCGAUAUUCUAAACCUUUCAUUUAUAUUUGAGAGAACUACCUCAUGUGCAGCUAAAACAAACACAAAAAUAAAAUAAGAUUGGAGCAUCAAAGGUGUUUGUUGUCAGUUAGAACACACAAAAAAGGUAUCGGCCAAAAUCGGUAUUGGCAAGUCAAGUUUUUUAAAGAUCUGUGAUCGUCCAGAAAAUUGUGACUGGUGCACCCCUAGGCUGACUCUGGUUCUACUUCAGGUUUCUGCUCAUUCAAGGGAAGAUUUUGCUCAUGAUGGACCAAACUGGGUCUCUGCAUACAUUUGUUUACAAUCCUUGUUAGUAUUGUAAUUCCUGCACUUUACCUCAGUUGUUAAGAGAUCAAUUACUGUCCUGGUUUCUUGUUGGUUUUUUUUUCUUGGACAUGCUUUUGUUGCUGCAACACUUCAACAGGUGGCUGCUGUUCGGGGUCACACUCUGGUGCCUUCUCUCCUGGAGGGCUCGCCAAAUUUGUAUUGGUGUUUCCCCGAUUCUGCAUUCACAAACAACAGUCCGCUCUCCCUUCAGACAGCUUAAAGGGAUAUUCCUGUGUAAAAUUAAUUUAGGGCUGCUGGAAGAGAGUAGGUGAGUUGUGUUCAAUCUCUUUGCUAAAGAAAUUAGGCAAAGUUAAGAAGAUGUUUGGUUGCUAGUGCUAUGGCUAGGACCCUUUAUGUACUGUUGAUGAAGUUAGGUGCUGUUCUGAGUAUUAUUUGUGGCUAUAGAGUGGCGUUUUGGUCGAGGUUCAUUUAUGGCCCCUCAGACCGCUGUGUAUUGCUAUCGUGCGGUAGUUUCUAAAGUUGGUAUAACAAGAGAAGCAAGUGGUUGGCAACAUUGAUCUCUCAAGGUGUCAGUUAGUACAGCCUCUCUUUAUCACAGCAUCCCCAACUGCUCAGAUCACCACAUGGGUAAGGGGGUUUUGAACUCAGAGGCUGCAGAUGACCCACAGAGGCUGAAUUUAUGAUGUUUAAAUUAAAAAUAUCAUCAUGCGGGUGUUUUAAUGUUGGAUUUAUUUUGACAUUCUGGGUGUUGUAUCAAACAAACUCAUAAAAAUGGCUGCACUAUGUUAAGAAAAGUGCUGGUUUUCAGGUUAUGUUGUAGAAACAUCUGUUGGACUCGGCCAGUUCUCAGCCUGCAGUUUGAUUCAGCUGGUUGGCCAUGCGGCUGAUCUGCUGCUUCAGUAAGUUAACUCUGAACAUGGAAAACUAAGCCAAGCAUGCCUGUUGUUGACGAAAGGAAAUGCUGCGUAGCUGUUACAUGGCAACUGUGGCUUGUACGUCAUAGUUUUGGACUUAGAUAUAAUGAGAAAUGUAUUUUUUUGUAACCAUGGUCUGAAUUCAAGGACAGAAAACUUAAAGAAAGUCAAAGUUAAUGUCAAAUUGUGCCUUUAAACCCUCUUUCUCAAAGAUUUAAAACAACAACAACAAAGCUUCCUGUCGCUGCUGUAGGUGGUGACUUAUUUAAAUCCCCUGGUGGUUUUAUUUUGCUGCCUAAUCCAACGGAGAUUAAAAACCUUGAUUACAAUAAUACCAGCUAGCAGGGGUGGCAGGGUUUAUUGGAACAGAAGCAAAGGUCCCAGCGUGAGUGCAUUGCAGAGAUUUUUUUUUAUACCCCCUCACACACACUCUCCACAGGUAUUGAUCGCUUCUUUUUAAAAUAGGUAAGUGCCUUUCCAGGUCUCUGGUCUCAUAAUAAAUCGACUGUCUUCACACUUUUAAAUCGGUCUUUAAAGGUAUAAAUGGAGGCGUCUGGUCCGGGUUAUAUGCUGCUGUGAGGUUUUAUUAUAGGUUCAAGUCAGUUUUUCAUCUUGAAGGAGGUUGUAUAAGGUUUUUUGUAGAUCUUGACCCAACUUAAGAGCUUUUUGAGGGCUUUUUUCAUUGACUGACUUCCUUAAAUCAUGAAACACCCAAGUGCUUCCACUUAAACCUUUUUGUCCUCACAAUCCCUUUUCACAUGAGGCCACGGUCUUAAAUGUUGCUUUACAUUGUUCCACCAAAGAGCCCAGUGUUUUAUAUAAAGGGCUUUUCUUAAAGUUUUAUCGCUUGACUAAAUGUACGAGUGCAUUCUCAGCAUGUGUGUGUGUUUGUUUCAGGAGGCAGUGAAGCCCAGUGUGAAGGCUGUCUGGAGUAUUGCUGCGAUGGAUCUCCGCCUUUCUGCUGCUCUUACUACGCCUAUGUGGGGGAUGUCCUCUCGUAAGUUAACACAGACACACCAAGCGAGUUUGAUGACUUGAAUACGCCGAUAAUUUCUGCUUUUAUCAACCCAAAGAUAAAAUUUAAGAACCUUAAAAAUGCACCUUAAUUGAAAAUAUUGGGUUUCACAGGGGUUUUAGCCUGAAAUUUAGCCUGUUGGUGAAGAUUUUAUGAGCCUAUCAUAACUGAGAAAGAUUUUAAGAACUUACUUUUACAGUCUGAUAUUUCUAUAUUUUUUUUUCCUGAGCUCCCUGCCCACCCAUAAGCAAAUAUGGAAAGCCAGAGCUUGCAGGAGGAAGAGCACACCUUCCCUCCAUUUUACACCCAUGUAUUAUAAAAAGCCAGGGCAGGGACAGGAUACAGAACAGGGUAGACAUCAGUGAUAAUACCAAUGACACCAGUAAGAUCAGAGACAGCAUGAAAAGGAGGAGGUGGGAUGCAAAAAACACAGUCAAAGAAAAUAAUUAUUUGCAUGCCUCAACUUAAGUUAUAUUUUGUGGUUUAGUUCUUCAGUACAGACGAGAGCAGGUAUCCAUAACAAUAUAUAUGACACUAGUAAAGUCAAAUUAGGAUGCAAAAAAGGAUGGGUUGGGUUUGAGGCAGGUUGCAGAGGAAGCAGUGGAAAAAGGCAGGAUAAAGCAGUUUAAAUGAAAUGCACAUUUUGAUAUUUGCAUAGUAGAUGCAAAGAAGGUAAACAGAUGAGCUGCAACCUGAUAUUCACCAGUGUUCAGAUCAGUAGAUGCACUGAUGUUGACUUUGUGGCCUGCCUGGACUAACACUUCGCUCAUUUUUAAAAAGUGACAGUUCUUCAAGCGUAGAAAAUGACCACAAAUAAUUUGUUAAUCUUGUUGCUAAUGAUCUCAUUUUUCUAUUUUGGCAAGAAAGAGGCACCUCUGUUCAUUUAAACUCAUUUCAGGAGCUCUAAGACGAGUCAAAAUAAACAAACCCCACCCUACCUUGUCUGUAAACAGUAAUACUGCAUUGCAUUUAUACUAUUUUACACUGAAUCAAACUCUGUUAUUGUUUUCUCCGGGGCCUGAAACAAUCAAAAUUACAUACUGUGCCUUUAAAUGUACAGUUGUGCAGGGAGAAUCUUUGAAUUUUCAGCUGUAGGCUUGGUGCUGGUCUUGUUUUGGUUGGGAAAAUCAAAUAAGAAAGGACUCUAAUUGCAAUACCAGCUGUCUUCAAAAAAUCUGACCCUUGACCUCAAUUUGCUUUGACUCAGUGCAGCUGCUUCAACACUUUCACCCUGCUCUCAGACCUCUGCUCUUUUUUAGAUAUGUUUUUUUUUUUAAACUUGUAGAUGUCGCAUGUUUGAAUAUUCUUGUUGAUGACAUUUUGAAAAAGUCAAACUUUGCUGCCUGAUCGUGAAACCAGCUGGUGCUGAAUCUGACCUGCUGACUAACGCUGACUCUGAAGUCGUAACCAACCUCUUAAUGAUGACUGUUUGCCUAAUUCAAAGCGCCAGCUCACACACUCCUCUGCAGUGAACACACCACUGUGAACACACCACUGUCACGCUCACAGCUGAGUUACAUCAGAUGCUGCAGUCCAUCUCCAUGGCAGCUCCUGAGAAGUAUAUUGGUAGCAUGUCUGUUGAGACAGCUGCCUCCCCUCGCACUUGUCUGGGCAGCUCACAGUUUGUGUGUGUUUGUUUGUGUAUUUCAGGGGCACUGCGAUCUCUGGGAUCGUGUUCGGCGUGGUGUUUCUGAUGGGGGCGGUGGCGGCCUUGUUCCUGUGUGUGUGUAUGUGCAUGAAGAAUGGGAGGGGUGCGAGGGUUGGCGUUUUCAGCACCUCCUACAUCAACACUGUGACCCAGGGAUACCCAGGUGGGUCUAAAGGGGAAACGUGUUCUCUUUUAAAGAAGUAGAAAGGACUUUUCCCAACACAACUUGUGCCGGUCUAUCAAAACUGAAACAUUAACAAGUACUUGCUAUGACUUAUUGUUUUGUCUUAAUAGGGUAUCCAUUUGGCCCAGUGAUUAAAUCCUAUGUCCCUUAUUGAGGCUAUAAAGUGAGAUAUAAUUAACCACUUCAUGAUGGCCUUCAUUUGGCAGAUAAAUUUAAACAGGUAUAAAUCACUUAAUAAACACAGUUGCUUCUUAAGUCAGUAUUUACCGUGAAACUGAGACUCACUCAAAGCAGAGCUUCAAUGAACCAUCAAAUAACGGUUUAUUUCAAAGAUAAAUCUAAUGGGAUUAAUUCCCCUUCGCACUUGAUCCGAUUGCACAGCCACCUCUGAAGUUACUUCAUAUAUACUGUGAAGCUGAGAUACCAGUAAACCUUCACAGGCGCUAUCCUACAGGAUGUGAUGGAUCACAAAAUGACAUUUCUAUAGGGGUUAGUUUCCUGUAUUUAACAUGAACACACUGUUUUUAAUAAUAAUAAAAAUAAUAACAAUACAUUUUUUUACUUCACUUCACUUCAACUUUAUUAUGUCCCAAAAUGGGCAAAUCGGGUUGCAGCAGGCAUAAAAUACAUAUAAAACACUGCCAUUCAUCAUAAAAGAAAAUAAAUUAAAUAAAAUACAUUUACAUAAAAAAACAGUUCAGGAGGUAAAAAGCAUUAAAGACGAUUUAGAAGGUAAAAAAAAAAAGCGUAUGUCAGUCAUACCAGUAUUUUUGCAUGAGCAGAGUGCAUAAAAUGCAGAAACAAAGUGCAAUGUGCGGUGUGCUUACCAAUACAAUAUUACAUAAUAAUAAUAAUAAUAAUAAUAAUGUACACCAUCUAAUAUCAGAAGCAGUUAUCUCCUCCAGCAGGAAAGGAUUGAUAAGUGCCUUUCUGAACACUCGACGUCAUUGUACAAAAUAAGAACUGCAGAAUAAAACAAGAUAAAAACAAAUAGAGUAAAAAAUAGGACACUUAUCACUACUGCUCGGUAUUUACAGUGAAACUGAGACUGAGACGGGAACAGAUGAAUAGGUUGUACUCUGAGGCAUGUCAAGAACUAAGAGAGGACAUUGUUCAUUUUGAAGAUGCACCAGUGGGGGUACGUUUUUCUCCAAAUGUGAUCUGCACAUGUAAUUCUUCUCAAGAUAGUCAUUCACAGUGAAACUGAGACUCAACAGGAACAGAUUGACAGGCGCUGCUCUAUGGUGAACCACUGUGUGACGGACAUGUCUGUAGGAAUGUACUUCCCUUUGAAUUACCACAUAGUUGCUUAAUAUUUACAGUGAAACUGAGACUCAAAAGAAACAGAUUAACAGGCAUUUCUCCAGUACCUGGAAUGAACCAAUAAAUGACUUUAUUUUGCAGGUGAUAAAUUUGUCUUUACUUGUGAUGAGAAAAAAAAAUCCUUUUUGAGUUACUUGAUAUUUACAGUGAAACUGAGACACCAAAACAGACUGACAGGUAAUCACAUUAUCAUCAGUUCAUCACAGGUAACAACCCUAGAGUCUAUCUAAAAUACAAGCUAUGGUUUAUGUGGGAUAAAAAUGCCUGUUACCUUUGACUAUCCAAAAUAUCAAUGACAUGCACAAUAAUGAAUCUGUAUAAUCAGUCUAUAAGGUUCUAUUUUAAAGAUGACUGUGACUGAUAUAUGAAGUACAGGCGUCAGUGACAGGUUAAUGUAUCGUGACUAAAAAUGCAUCAGUUCCCACAUCACUCUCUGCCACGGUGUCACCUUAUCUCCCGCCCUCAGGCGUUCAGAUAUGAAAAGAAAACAAAAGUGAAUAGGUGUACUGUGUAAGGGGAUCUGCCUUGGCCUUUAGCACCAUUCCUAUCCAGACACAAAGAACAAGCUGCUCCUUUUCAACACAUAGAAGCUUCAGACCUUUUCUACUUCAGCAUGAGCUCUGCGUAGCUGCCUUCAAACACACUUAAACACACCUUGUACUUGCUAUCUCCUUCAUUUUUCACAUCUGUUACGUCCUGUUCCUGCUCAAAGGGAGGAAACCUGCGCCAGAGCUCCCACAUUGUACUUGGAGGUACAUCAUCUGCAAAUCAGUCGGUACUCUGACACUCUCCAGCCUGCAGGAAUGCUGUUUUUUUUUUUCUCAAUCUGGAGCUCAUCAUUUAUUUAUCACGUUUCAUUCUCCUCGGUGUAUCGCCGUCAUGCUACACCGGACUGGCACUGUUCGCUCUGCCCUGCAGCUCUGAUCAGGUUUCAUAAACACAACGCUCAGACACAGAAAGCCAUGCAAUAUGAAUGUAUUCACAUGGAGCUACAGUGGUAUGAAUUAUUUUCAUGUUUUGACAAAGGCUGAUCAGUAUUCUGUACUGUUAUUUUUCUACUACACGGUCGCAAAAUUGCAAACCCAGUUCCAGGAAAGCGGGGACGUUGAGUACAAAACAGAUUUUGGUUAUUUGCAAAACAUUUCAAGUCUGUAUUGACUCUGAAAGAGUGGAAAGAGAACAUAUCAGGUGUUGAGCUAUGAUGUUGUAACACCUGCAGAAUGUGGUUUUUUGUUGUCUCUACCAUCAAGGAUGCUGGCCCAUGGACUACACCCUCUUUACAAGCCUGGUCCCUUGACUCCUUCGUGCAAAGGCAUACAUGAUUUCGAAGAAGAAUGUCAAAUUUUGAUUUGUUAGACCAUGGGAGAGAUUUCCACCUCUUUAGUAGUCCAUCUUAACAUCUUAGAGAGGUCACCUUUUAUUUCUGGAUUUCUUCAUUAUGUAUGGUUUCUAUGAGGCACAGUUUUGACCUUGAUUUAUGGAUGCGGCGUCACAUUGCUCACAGAAAUGUGCUUUGGGGAUUUUUGAGCACAUGCAGUGAUUUCCACUGUAGAGUCAUGCCUGUUUUUAAUGCAGUACGACCUAAAGACCAAAAAACAGAAUCUCAAAAUUCUUUAACUGCUGAACUGUAACCUUGCAGUCCCUCACAAAGAGAUGAACUUUUUUCCAUUUUUGUUACAGAUGGGCUCAGCCUCUCCAGAUUACUCUUUAAUACCAAGUUAAUUUAGUGACCGGCUGCAAAUUAACCUCAUUAGUGGAGUCCCUUCAGAUGUUUCUAUUUAACAUUACAAAACUAUUUCAGAUUUUUUUUUUUGUCCUGGUAUCUCGUCCUUUUUUAAAAAAAACCUGAGGAGGACCAUGCGACAGUAUGGUCAAAUGUGAAUAAAUAUCAAAUUGCACAAAAUAAAGACCAUAAAAAACAUGUAAUUUUACUGCAUUCAGGCCACAUUAAUAAGAAACCCAGGAGGACCAUGACAUAAUGCGUUCCUUUCAAAAUAAGCUAUUUUUUCAAAAUAAAAGACAUGUCAAACAUUUGAUCUGCAUUAAAUAUUUACUUUUUAGACCAGCUGUUUGCAACCCAUCCAGAAUGUGUCUGCGACCCACUUUUGGGUCGGGACCCACCAGUUGAGAACCACUGCUCUACGGUGUUGUUCUUGAAAGUUCACCCUUUGUCUCUGCUGCUGUCAUCCCUCUAUGAAUAAUGUAAGUCUCAUUGGUGCCACUCAUGCAUUCUGGUCAACAAACCACAACUCUUUGGAUGGUGCAGUUUUUCAUUUUGACCACUAGAGGGUGCAGUCACCUCAUUGAAUGUCAUUAAUGGGGGCAAUAUUCAUCUUUUAAGUUUGCAUUUAUGGAGGAAGUUUCAGAGCUAAUAUCUUUUAAGUGCUUCGCUUUCUCUUCGCAGGUCCUCCACCUCCAUACACCUAUGACUACGAGAUGUACCCCCCUCCUUUGCACCCCCCACCUUACACCCCAACUCAGCCCCAGCCCGCCAACUACUCCCCACCUCCUCCUUAUCCUGGCUGCACCCGCAAGUGA
Molecule: messenger RNA, 9578 nt
Organism: Xyrichtys novacula (pearly razorfish)
Lineage: Eukaryota; Metazoa; Chordata; Actinopteri; Labriformes; Labridae
Source: the annotation of a GenBank genome assembly